AGCUAGGUGUGUACCUGGAUUUGAAGGUUAACGGAAAACUGCGGGCUUUUGGUGCUUAUGGCUAUCAUGCAUUAUUGAUAAAGUGACUGUUUCUUUAGAGUUUUGCGUCAGUGCGGAAAGGCGCAAAUGAUUUGGAGCCGGGUGGUAGAAAAUGCAAGUAUAUCAUUGGCAAGACUUCCAGAUUCAGUGAAUCAGGACCACCAUGAUGUAUGGCCAAGUUCUCCACCAUCAAGGCAGGGAGGAAGAUCUUGUUAACCUCAACGUUGGAGGCAUCCAGCACAAGGUGGAGCGCUGCGUUCUGCUCCGGUUCCCCAACACGCGUGUGGGUCAGUUAAUCCAGUGCUGCAGCGAUGCCGCCAUCUUGGAACUCUGUGAUGACUACAGCCCUGCUGAGCAGGAAUACUACUUCGACAGAAGCCCGCAAGUCUUCCACUGUGUUCUGAACUUCUACCGUACAGGACACUUUCAUGCUCUGGAGGAGCUGUGUGUGUUUUGCUUCAGUCAGGAGAUCGAAUACUGGGGCAUUGGUGAACUGGAUCUGGAGGCCUGCUGUCUCGAUUGGUUCCUUGAGCGCAAACAUGACCGGGAGCAGAAUGCAUGUGGCAGGUCUAGUAAUGCCACGUCGUCUGGAGAGAUCUCCGUUGUGGGGAGUGACCUGUGGAGGUUUGAGGGCACGUGGUGUUCAGAUGUUCGCAAGUUCAUGUGGCAAACUCUUGAAGAUCCCAAUCACUCCAAGUGUUCCAAAGGUGUAGCUGCGGUUUCCGUCCUGGUCAUUUUGACCUCCAUUGUGGCCAUGUGUAUUCACAGUAUGCCUGAAUUCAGUUUGGAUGAAGAGGAUGGGGAGGAAAACCAACAUCUGGUCAACAUGGGGAAGGUGGUUCAGGUUCUCCGGUUAAUGAGGGCCUUCAGGGUGCUAAAGCUUGCUCGACAUUCAGAAGGGGUGAGAGCUUUUGAGAGAGGCGGGGCAUAG
Molecule: messenger RNA, 970 nt
Organism: Sinocyclocheilus anshuiensis
Lineage: Eukaryota; Metazoa; Chordata; Actinopteri; Cypriniformes; Cyprinidae
Product: potassium voltage-gated channel subfamily S member 3-like
Exons: 3
Coding region: 203-970 (255 amino acids)
Biological process (GO): potassium ion transmembrane transport; action potential; protein homooligomerization
Cellular component (GO): membrane; voltage-gated potassium channel complex
Molecular function (GO): voltage-gated potassium channel activity; protein binding
Source: RefSeq, a predicted model, not a curated record